This is a messenger RNA of Oppiella nova, 1623 nucleotides long. The record is from the annotation of a GenBank genome assembly. NCBI's taxonomy places the organism in Eukaryota, Metazoa, Arthropoda, Arachnida, Sarcoptiformes, Oppiidae.
CUUACAAUUCACGCCAUUUUUCUCAGUGUUUGUUGUCAUUUGAAUCCCCAAUAGAUUCAGCGUUUGUGUCAAUACAUAUGCAUCGAUAGUGGUAGAGAUCCCGUACCUCCCGCGCGAGCCUUCAGCGUAUAUAUCAUCGCCGCACCUCUUGUGUCCACCGCGUAAUCGCAUGAGUCGUACAGACAGACGGUGUCUCUCAUACCGUACCAUCGCUUGACAGAGACAACUGAGUGGUGCGCGAAGAAGUGGUUUAUCUCCUCCAGGAGUGGUUGAUCGCCAGCAGCAGCGAUGCCGUCGUCCAUACACUCGUAUGGCGCCAGGAGUACGACAUCCAUAGCCACCACUAGAUCCAGGACUUUAGCUGGAAGUCGUAAAGUGAAGCUCAAGUGGUGGGAGCGGAGGCCCGUCAUCCGGAACGCCCUCUUCACGGACUUACAGAAAGGCAGUUAUUUAGCGGCCAUUUAUACCCUGAUCGAGAGCCUAUUCCAGAUAAGCUUGGCAAUAUUUGACACAUACUGUUUGGCGGAGGCAUCACCCGGUUCCACGCAUUUCCGAAGUUUUGGCAUUAGUUUCCUAUUCGUCUACAGUGGAAACCAGCACAUCCGACGGACACUGAUAGCCAUUGCGGUGAUACUGUUCUGUGCGGCCGUCUAUUUGCUGGUGUCGUCGCUGAUACUGAUGACGGCUUUACGCAAAGAACACGAGCAGAGGUUUGUCCACUGGUUGCGAGCCAUGGCUUUCUUCAUAGUCUGGAGGACUCUCACCAUUAUCUUCCAGUCCCUCGUAAACGACCUGUACUUCGGCUACCACCAGGCGAUGCUCAUCAUAUGGUUCUUGCUCACCGGCGUCAACGCGUUUGCCUGGCUCAUCGUGUACUCCAACUACCAGGAGCUGUCGGACAUCACCCGCUUGGAGGACAUGGCGAAGCUGAAGAUGUCGACCCUAUCGUCGCUGAACGCGUCCCGAUCUCUGUCCCGGCACAGCCUCGACUCGACCGGUCAGUACAAGAUAGGCGCCGGCGGGUCGGUGAGCUCCCAGCCCUCGCCCCAGAUCUACCCGCACCACAUGCACCACCACAUGGGUGGUCAGCCGCGCAGCUCAACCUCGUCGACGGCCAGCUAUAGUAUACAGCCGUCGCCACGAACUAGUGGUCACAACACGAUUCCGAUGGCCUGUUAUAACCCCAACGGACAGCCGUCGCCCGCGCAGAGAUCGCACACGACAUCCCGGAGCACACCAUCGACGGCGCCGGUGUAACAGCAGGGGGUGGGCUGUCGUAUAACUUAAGUGUUUUGUUAUAAGAUUAUUGAAUAUUUUUUUUAAUUAAUUGAUUCGAGAAAUAGUUAUUAAUUAUAUUACAAAUUGAAAGUUAUGUUUAUGAACGCAAAAUGAGUUGAGACACUCGUAAAACUUAUAUAACUUAUUGAAUAUGAUAUAUACAUUCACACCACAUAGACAUACCGACACAUACCUGUCCGUCCAGUCAAGUGCUUUAAACGGCAAAUCCAUCUGAUAGUUGAUAAUUCAUCCGAAAAAUGCAUUUUUUUAAUGAAACGAUUCAUUUGUUUAUUUGGUUACGAAAUCACACAAAAUGCGGUCAACUUUUACACAAAAACCGCCGAU